AUCUAGUCAGCGAUCGCUCACUCCCUCCAUCCCAGUUCUUGCCAGCAUCUCUUUAUUUAUCUCUGCUAUUGCUGUACCAUUUAAUCAGCUGUGACUUGUGCUUCCUGCAACAUCUGUAGCCCCAUUUACCCUCACCUUAACCCAGGAUCUGAGAGUGGAGAUGGGAUUUCCUGAGCUUUUAUCUGAGCAUUCUUUUUACCAGCUUGUUUUCCUUAUGUAACUACUGCCCAUAGGACCAGAAGAUAACACAGAAGAAGGGAUAUAUUGCCUUUACUCCAGUGAACUUUCUUAUCAAGGUUGAACAUAAAGAGAUAAGAAAAUGAGCAACAUUUAUGAAUCAGCAGCCAACACCCUUGGGAUUUUCAACAGUCCAUGUCUUACUAAGGUGGAACUGAGAGUAUCUUGCAAGGGGAUAUCAGAUAGGGACGCACUAUCCAAGCCAGACCCCUGUGUCAUCCUGAAAAUGCAGUCCCAUGGACAGUGGUUUGAGGUGGACAGAACAGAAGUGAUCAGAACAUGCAUCAACCCGAUUUUCUCAAAAAUUUUCACAGUUGAUUUUUAUUUUGAAGAGGUGCAACGCCUUCGUUUUGAAGUUCAUGACAUAAGCAGCAAUCAUAACGGUCUGAAAGAUGCAGACUUCCUCGGUGGCAUGGAAUGUACACUCGGGCAAAUCGUGUCACAGAGGAAGCUAGCAAAAUCCUUACUCAAGCAUGGAAACACAGCAGGAAAAUCAUCUAUAACGGUGAUUGCAGAGGAACUAUCUGGAAAUGAUGACUACGUAGAGCUUUCUUUCAGUGCACGGAAAUUGGAUGACAAGGAUUUUUUCAGCAAAUCUGACCCAUUCUUGGAAACCUUCAGAAUGAAUGAUGACGGCACACAGCAGCUUGUUCACAGAACAGAGGUUGUCAUGAACAAUUUGAACCCAGCAUGGAAAACAUUCAAAGUCUCGUUGAAUUCCCUCUGCAGUGGAGAUCAUGAGCGUAAACUAAAGUGUAUAGUGUGGGACUGGGACUCAAAUGGAAAACAUGAUUUUAUCGGUGAAUUCAGUUCAACAUUCAAGGAAAUGAGAGGUGCAAUGGAUGGAAGACAAGUGCAGUGGGAGUGCAUAAAUCCAAAAUACAGAGUAAAAAAGAAAAAUUAUAAGAAUUCCGGCAUUGUAAUUCUCAACCUGUGUAAGAUCCACAAAAUGCAUUCAUUCUUAGACUACAUAAUGGGCGGAUGCCAAAUACAGUUUACAGUAGCUAUCGAUUUUACAGCAUCUAACGGCGACCCUCGAAACAGCUGCUCCCUGCACUACAUCCACCCAUACCAGCCAAAUGAGUAUCUCAAAGCACUGGUUGCUGUUGGAGAAAUUUGCCAAGACUAUGACAGUGACAAGAUGUUCCCAGCAUUCGGUUUUGGUGCCAGAAUCCCUCCAGACUACAAGGUUUCACAUGAUUUUGCAAUAAACUUCAAUGAAGACAACCCAGAAUGUGCAGGAAUACAAGGAGUAGUAGAAGCCUAUCAGAACUGCCUCCCCAAGUUACAGCUAUAUGGGCCAACAAACAUUGCUCCCAUUAUUCAGAAAGUGGCCAAAUCUGCCUCUGAGGAGACGCACACAAUGGAAGCUACGCAAUAUUUUAUCCUUCUUAUCCUAACGGAUGGUGUGAUCACAGACAUGGCGGACACCAGGGAAGCCAUUGUUCACGCCUCUCAUCUACCCAUGUCAGUGAUCAUUGUUGGCGUUGGUAACGCGGAUUUUAGCGACAUGCAGAUGCUGGAUGGGGAUGACGGAAUCCUGAGAUCUCCAAAGGGAGAGCCGGUGCUCCGAGACAUUGUUCAGUUUGUGCCAUUCAGGAACUUUAAACACGCAUCGCCAGCUGCUCUUGCAAAAAGUGUUUUGGCUGAAGUUCCCAAUCAAGUUGUGGACUAUUACAAUGGCAAAGCGAUCAAACCAAAAUGCAUGUCGGAAUACGAGUCUUCCAGGACACUAGGACCAUGACAUUUUUCGCUCAUCUUUUAAAAGUUCUAUAAUACUAAUAAUCCUAAUAAAUAUAUAUAGCACGUUUUGGUGAUUUUUAACCUAACAAUAUAUAUUUUUUUCUUGCAUGUAUAGCUGGAGGCUUGGAUCAUUAUAGCAGUUGUAUUGUUAAAGACUUUUUAUGAAAAAAAAAAAUUACAGCAUGUCACCUUGAUAAAAAGGCAAACUGUAUCUUUUUUAUACCGAUUUGUUGACAAUUUGCUAAAUUUCUUAACAUAUUUACAUUGUAGAGCCUUUUAAACAUUUAUUAAAAGGACAUAGCCAACAAUAUGGGUUUUAUCUGCUGGGAAAAUAAGAGAAAGGAUUAUUACUUAUAAUUUUAGGGGGUUAAUGCUGGCAGAAACUUGGAUUGGAUUUUGCAUGUCAGAAUCACUAUUUUAUAGUCCUUCUAGUAAUUUAUCUAUUUGUUGCCAAAAGUGUUCAACUAUGACCUUUUGUAGAACAUGCACAACUCUGAAAAAUAAUUCAUCAGAACACUGAGGUUUCAAAUAAUUGUGACAUCAAGUCCAGUAGAUGUAGAUUUUUACAAUAUGCAUAUAUAUAAUUACUUCUGAAUUAAAUCAAACCAUGUUAUUGAAUAAGACCUACUUUUAAUGCACAUAUGGUAGCAAUAUAAUAUGUAGCACACUAAGAACCUGCCUCAUGGAUUUUACAGUCUUCAAACACAAGAGAUAACAUAGAUGUAAAUCAUCAACCAACAUUAUGAAUGGCUUCAGUUUUUAGAUAUACAUUUAAAAGAGCACUCUAAGAUAUAUAACUACAGUGACUCAAUGUAGUGGUUUUGCUGCUUAUAGUUCAUUGGCACCGUCCCUUGGUUUAAUAUUAAACCAAUUAAGAACUGUUUCAUAUAAGUCAAAGGUGGCCCUGGAGCUGAGGGACCACCACCAUAUAUCAGCAACAUUGAUGAUGUAGAAUUAUCACUUCUACAUUAUCAAUAACAAUCUUGUCCAAUAUGGGCAACAGUGUUUGGCUAAGAGACCUCGGCUAACAUGGGCCGAGCGCUUCAGUUAACCACUGUCACAUUAUCAAUAUGACUCAGAAGGUUCCAGGGGAUCUGUUUAUAUCAAGCCAUGUUUAAAUUGUUGAUGUUACAAUGAGAUGAGGAACCUGGACAGCUUAUUUUAAGUACUACAUCAAGCCAUAGUGGUUAUGUUGUUUAGAGUACCCCUUUAAAGAUAUGUAAAAAAAAAUCUGGAUCAUUUCUUCUGGUAUUUAUUAUCAAGAUUACCAACACAAUGAUACAUGAAAGUGCCAUCUUGAUUCUUCAGUCCAGUUUUGUUAUGUAUAAUGCUUGUGAAUGAUAGACAUGUCACCAUCCUUAAACAGGCAAGAUAGCAGCUCACAGCAUUUUGGUAAUCAUAUUUUUACAUAUCAAACAUUUGUAACUCCACUCAUCAAGAUUACUAGUAGCAGAUGCACUAUAUAUUUUAUAAUGCGUAAGUCAUUUUCUGGAGUAUGAUUUUACUUUGCUGUCUACAUCUAAAUAUAUAUUAUUAAUGCUCGUUUUUUAAACAAUAGUUUAAUUAUGUUUGUUUUAAUCAUAUGUGUAACAUUUGUGGCAAUGAACAUGCAAUCUGUUUUUGCCUACAAAAUCAAAAGUGUAUGAUUUCUUUAUAGUAUGUGCAAUUACAUAAACAAUAUGCUCCAUAAUUCUAAUUCCAAAUUUUUUUCUGGAGACCCACUGGCUAUUAGAAGGAAUGAGCCUGUUCGUUUCCAAAUGAGCAGAAAAUUACCCACAAAUAUUUCUAUUGCUAUUAUUGACCUUUAAGGUAUAAACCAUUUACCACCACUUUUUGUUCCAAAUAGAAACUUUGAAGUCUUUAAGAUCAGCAGUCCAGCACUAGGGUCAUUAACUUGCCAUAAUGUAUAAUGACUUGCUAUAAACAUUACACCCUUUAGUUAUCAUUGCAAUAAUUAGUGUUCAACAUAUAAACUUAAAAAAACAAUGGUUCACCAUUCAUAAGAAUGGCUUGAGAAAAAUACAUAUGUUUCUCAAGCUGUUAUGUGAUCGGGGAGCUACUGAUUUGCUUAAAGCAUCAGCUGACAUUCUAAGCACAUCAGUGGCACCCAUGUCUGUGGCAGUCCAAGGCGUCCUGCUUGGAGAAUUUGAGAGCAGUGGCAGGACAGGGGCAGAGCUAAACAGCGCUGGAGAGACGAUUUUGUAGUUAAACCGUUC
Molecule: messenger RNA, 4196 nt
Organism: Pelobates fuscus (common spadefoot toad)
Lineage: Eukaryota; Metazoa; Chordata; Amphibia; Anura; Pelobatidae
Gene: CPNE4
Product: copine 4
Exons: 16
Coding region: 320-1981 (553 amino acids)
Biological process (GO): cellular response to calcium ion
Cellular component (GO): plasma membrane
Molecular function (GO): calcium-dependent phospholipid binding
Source: RefSeq, a predicted model, not a curated record